AUGUUAAAAAUUGGCGAAAUACUUCGCGAAAGGUAUAUAAUCGAGAAAAAAUUGGGUCGCAGUAAUUAUAAUCAAAUUUAUCGUGCCUAUGAUAAUGUUAAAUCACGACCUGUGGCAGUAAAAAUUGCAACACCUAAAUUGGAUCCAAGACGAAUGAAAAUUGAACAAAUGGUUUUAACUUUAUUACGCGGAAAGAAUCAUUUUGUGACAUUAAUUAGUAUGGGACAAAUUCAUGAUGUGCCAUAUCUUGUUAUGGACCUUGUUGGCCGUAACUUGGCUGAUAUACGUGGACUGUAUCCACCUAAACAAUUUCAACCAAUUACUGUUUAUCGAAUAUCCAUGCAAGUUAUAAGUGCAUUACGCGACAUGCAUACUGCUGGUUUUUUACAUCGUAACAUUAAACCAUCAAAUAUUUGCAUUGGUAGAGGUGCACAAAAACGAGUAAUUUAUCUUCUUGAUCAUGGUAUGGCACGAAUGUUUACCGAAAUAGACGGUAGAAUUCGGAAGCCACGUGAUCAUGCAGGUUUUCGGGGUACGCUGCGUUACGUGUCAUUAACAGUGCAUUCACGUGCUGAAAGAACUCCGCGUGAUGAUCUAAUUGCAUGGUUUUAUUCAAUGAUUGAAUUAAUCAAUGGAAAGUUACCAUGGAGCAAUUUGAUUGCAGCAAAAGAUAUCGAAGAAGCAAAAAGGAAUGAAACAUUUGAAAAUUUAUGCAAAGAUCAACCAAAUAUAUCAUUGGAAUUUGCUAAAGUUAAAAAUUAA
Messenger RNA from Brugia pahangi, 762 nucleotides. The record is from the annotation of a GenBank genome assembly. Lineage: Eukaryota; Metazoa; Nematoda; Chromadorea; Rhabditida; Onchocercidae.